CCUCCUCCUUUUUUCUCUCUCUCCCUGCAAUUUCUCCUUCUUCCCUUUCUUUCUCUCUCUACAAACUCUUCCUUUUUGUUACCAUUUUCCUUUCUCUCUCUCUCUCUCUCUCUCUCUCUCUCUCACUUUCACUUUCACUCUCUAUUAUACACGAUGUAACUCUCUCUCUCUCUCUGUAACCUUAAUUCUGAUUUCAAUGUUGUGCUCUUUCUUCGCUCGAAUCCUCCUUCAACUCCUUCACAAACUUCGGAACACAGUUUUCACUGUUUCAUUCAGUUUGUAGCUGAAUUUCAGCUUCUUUGAAACCUAAAAGAUUCAUAUUAAUUGGGAAUUUUAGUUAAAAGCUUUGGAUCUUUAAAUUGAAUACUAUCACUUCCUAUUCAGACUCUAUCGUUUGAGAGAUGAAUCAAGUGAAAACUGAGAAUGAGGAUGAUAUGCAAUGCAAUGAUCAAACGAGGUCACAGUUGAACGAUGAGGGUAAUGGAGGAAGUGUUGGUGGAGUUGUUGUUCUGAAGAAAGGGCCAUGGACAUCUGCGGAAGAUGCUAUUUUGGUUGACUACGUCAGGAAGCAUGGAGAGGGGAACUGGAAUGCUGUUCAGAAGAAUUCUGGACUGUCUCGAUGUGGAAAAAGUUGUCGGCUGCGAUGGGCAAAUCACUUACGGCCAAAUUUAAAGAAAGGGUCAUUUACUGCUGAUGAGGAGCAGUUGAUUGCUAAACUCCAUUCCAAAAUGGGAAACAAAUGGGCACGUAUGGCAGCACACUUGCCUGGUCGUACAGAUAAUGAAAUAAAGAACUACUGGAAUACUCGGACCAAGAGGUGUCAACGGGCUGGCUUGCCAGUUUAUCCUAAAGAAGUGCGUAAGCGACCAUUUCAAGAGGGUCAACGUGGCCAAGGCACUGGUGGAAUCAAUGAUGGUGAUAGAGGGCAUCAUGAUUUCUUGCCGAAAAACAACUAUGAGAUGCAUGAUGCAAUAUUUGACAAUUUGAAUUUGAAGCAAAAUCAGGGAAUCUUACCUAUUGCAAUUGUGCCAGAGAAUCCUGAUAUUUCUGCUAACAGCAUCCUGCUAAACAGUUUUGAUUCUCCUCCAUAUUGUAAUUCUGUGCCAUCAGCACUACCUAACCAUCACCAUCUCCGAGAAUCAACAAUGCCUUUUCUCGGUUCAAGUGGAACAAACAAGAAUUGGUUUUAUCCUUAUUACCAUGUUCAGGAUCAUACUUCUGAUAAGAUUGUACAAUCAUUUGAAUUGCAUUCUCCACUUGAUCCUAGUCCUUCCUCACAUUACUCAAUGUGUUACCUCCAUUCCCUAUCAAAUGGCAAUUCCUCCACUUCUAAGCCGACAUCCAAGGCUGUGAAGUUGGAGCUCCCUUCACUCCAAUAUCCAGAAACCGGCUUUGGUGGCUGGGGUACCUUUCCCCAACCUCCAUUGAAUGAGUCUGUUGAUGUAUUCAAUCAGUCUCCUCUGCCACAUGCUGCGCUAGAGUCCGGUUGUUCUUCACCACAUAAUAGUGGCACGCUCGAGGCCUUAGUUUAUCAGUCGAAGACUUUUCCAAAUUCAAAGAACAAUAGUUCUGACAAGAGUUCACAUUCAUCUACUGCAACUCCGGUUGACAGAGCUGAGAGUUCUGUUUUGAACAUGAAUGAAACAGAAUGGGAAGAUUACACUGACCGGGCAUCUCCCUUUGGUGCAACCUCAAUCCUGAAUGAGUGUCAUGCUGUUAACACCAAUGGGAACUCAUGGGAUAAAUUGACACCUGCUCAGAACUUUAAUGGCAACAAUGUGAAAUAUGAGCCUGUUGACCAAGUUUCUACCCCUAACAGUGAAAAUCAACCCAUGUCUUUGUUGAACAUCACUUGGCCAGAUGUUUUGUUAGCUUCAGAUUGGAAUGACCAGUUUAUGGACCUGAGAAGAACAUGACUGACGCUAAUGACGACUUAAUGAUGACUGAUGCAUGUUAUGAACUUUUCCUUAUGCAUUCAUGUUAUUCUUUUUACACGAGUAAUCCUUGUAAUAUCUUUAGGUUUUGCACUUAUUUUAUACAAUCUGGAAACUCCUAUGACAAUGCACUUCUGCAGGUAUUUGAAUAAUUUGUAGAACAACAUGGCACUUGAAACUUUGGAUUGCAAGCUGCUAAAUGGUGUGAGAAUGCCUUGUAUUUCUUUGCUCAUCAUGUUUGCUGAUUGUGCUAAUAUUUUGUCAUUGAUUUGAUUA
Molecule: messenger RNA, 2210 nt
Organism: Cicer arietinum (chickpea)
Lineage: Eukaryota; Viridiplantae; Streptophyta; Magnoliopsida; Fabales; Fabaceae
Product: transcription factor MYB65-like
Source: RefSeq, a predicted model, not a curated record